Lycium barbarum (goji berry) is the source of this 2614-nucleotide messenger RNA. RefSeq lists its product as uncharacterized. NCBI's taxonomy places the organism in Eukaryota, Viridiplantae, Streptophyta, Magnoliopsida, Solanales, Solanaceae. Bases 223 to 2439 code for a protein of 738 amino acids. Gene Ontology annotation, cellular component: Golgi apparatus. Gene Ontology annotation, biological process: Golgi organization. The record is from RefSeq and is a predicted model, not a curated record. The transcript has 19 exons.
AAAGAGAUUGCUAUGAAAAGGCCUCAUUAUUGUCUCUCUCCUUCCUUCCUAAGCCACUCUCAGAUCCACACCUCCAACAAAUUUCUCAUCGCAAAAUGCCAUUCAAAAAACUUCUCUAUAAUACUCUCUCUACGAUCUCGUAAAUUCGCACUUCCUGAAGGUCCUACUAGAAGAUUCUCGAUAAUAUAUAACGCCGUUACCGUUUAAUUGUAGUAGUGUUGAAUGGGGGGAGUACCGUCAACGCAAGGUGGUGCGGCACGGCCACAUGAAACGGCGGAGUAUUUAAUAGGAGCAUUUAUAGGAGAGAAAUCGUUUCCAGUUGCUUCUGAUUACUGGCAGAAGCUUCUAGAACUUCCUCUUAAUCUUCAUUGGUCCUCUCAUCGUGUUCAACAAGCUUGCAUCCACUUUGCUCAGAACAACUGUUACACCAGGCAUCUUGCCAAAAUUUUAAUUCACCUGUCUUGGUGCUUGCAAGAGUGUGUUUCUACGUCCGAUGCAUCUUCAUCAGCUUAUGUGAAAGCUCUCAAUGCAGUGUACGUCUCAUCUGUUUUUCUGAAGCACCUCAUUGAGAAUGCCAAAACUGACAACUUUGAAGAUCUGUACAUGUCUCUGAAUGAGAGUGAGGAAAUUCCAAGUAAUGUCCCAAAAGAACAGAGUAUUGAGCAUCUUGUUGUGAAUAGUGUGCUUAAUUUUCUUGGCAGGGUAGAUGUGAGCUCGGAUACAUAUCUUCUACACUAUGAGUUGCUUAAUUUCAUGCUCAUCGCAUUAUCAACUCAGCUUCUUUCUGGGCCAUCACUUGGAGCCGAUGAUAUUCAUCCUUUCUUUGAUGCAGCAAUGGCUCAGCCAACUUCUUUGGUCAAUCUGGCUAUUCGUAAGCUGCUUCUUAACUAUAUCACACGGCCACGUUUCCCUUUGAAGGCUUCAUCUUAUUAUAUAUUUUCUGAAGGAUAUCAGCCUGGAGUUCUACAAAGAGUUAGCUCUGUUGCGGCAAAUCUCGUGCUACUGCCAUUGAAUUUCUUUGCCAGUUCAAGUAAUGAAGCUUCCAGAAGCCCAUUGGCAGACAACAGUCUUAAUAUUUUACUCAUCCUUGUUCAUUACCGCAAGAGUCUUGGCGUGGACCACUUGAAAGAUAAAUUAGAUUACAGCAGUCCAGAUUUGCUACCAAAGGAAGAAUCGAUCUUUGAGAAUCCUUACUGCAAGGCCCUUGAGAAUGCUCGGGAUAUUGAAUUUGAUCGUGUUGAUGUUGAAGGGAAUGCACCUAGUGGUCCGGUUGUGAGAUUAUCCUUUGCUUCUCUUUUCGAUACCCUUGGCAUGUGCUUGGCUGAUGAGACUUCUGUACUUCUGCUUUAUUCACUCAUUCACGGGAACUCAGAUUUUCUUGAGUAUGUGUUGGUGCGGACUGAUCUGGAUACACUGUUGAUGCCUUUGCUCGAAACACUGUAUAAUGCACCAAGGAGGACAUCCAAUCAGAUAUAUAUGGUGCUGAUUAUCCUUCUUAUACUUAGCCAAGAUUCCUCAUUUAACGCCAGCAUUCAUAAACUGGUGCUGCCGAGUGUUCCAUGGUACCAAGAACGGGUUCUUCAUCAGACCUCUCUUGGUUCUCUUAUGGUCAUAAUUUUGACGAGGACAGUGAAAUACAAUCUAUCUAAGUUGCGGGAUGUCUACCUUCAUACAAAUUGCCUUGCAACUUUAGCAAAUAUGGCACCUCAUGUCCAUCGCCUAAGUGGUUAUGCAUCGCAACGUUUGGUCAGCCUAUUUGAUAUGCUUGCACGCAAGUACAACAAAUUGGCAGAGAUGAAAAAUGAUAAGAUGCAUGUGCCCAAUGGUGAAUCAAAGGAAGUAGAUAGUCUCCAAGAAGACAUGGCAGCUGAGCUGCAUAUAUAUACCGACUUCUUAAGAAUUGUUCUUGAGAUAUUAAAUGCAAUUCUGACCUACUCCUUGCCGCGGAAUCCGGAGGUUGUUUAUGCAAUUAUGCAUAGGCAGGAAGUCUUUCAGCCGUUCAAAAGUCAUCCGCGAUUCAAUGAACUGCUUGACAACAUAUUUAUGGUUUUGGACUUCUUCAACAGUCGCAUGGAUUCCCAAAAGAUGGACGGGGAAUGGUCUGUGGAGAAAGUACUGCAAGUGAUUAUUGUUAAUUGCCGAGCUUGGAGAGUUGACGGACUAAAGAUGUUUACCCAAUUGCGUUUCACAUAUGAACAAGAGAGCCAUCCCGAGGAGUUCUUCAUUCCAUAUGUGUGGCAGCUGGUGUUGUCUCGAAGCGGUCUCAACUUUUCACCUAGCAGCAUAAAUCUUUUCCCAGUUGACCUUCCUCUCCAAUAUCAUUCAAAUUUACUUGACACAAAUGUUGAGCAUGCUUGUGAUAAUGUAGAAGAGGCGGCUGAAAAGCUUCAGAAAGGUGACAUGAAAGGAAAUGAGCUAAAGAUAGAGGUACCAGUUUGACGGAUUGUGAUCCCAGAAGACUACGUUGUGUAUAUACAUACAUGUAUCCAUAGAUAUGUAUUCUUGUUAUUCUUUUUUGUUCAUAGCUUAAGAGUAGAGGACUUUUACAUACAGCCGAGUGAAUUGAAGUAUCACCAGUAUAAUAAAUAAAGGUAUUUGGUCCAGUUUAGGCUUA